AUGGCCGACGACGUGCCUCCUCCAGGCCUCCCCGAGCGCCUCUCCGGUGCGACCGCCUGGGACCCGGCAGACUGGGCGUGGGACUCGGUGCGGAUGGUGGCCACACCCAUCGCGACCCCGGUGACCAAGCCAUGCUGCGCCACGGCCAGCGCCCCCAGGGUCCAGCGCCAGCCCGCGCGCCGGCCGGGCAGGCCCUCACGGCCGGCGCCUGCGCCGGCACGGAAGCCUGUGCGCGAGAACGUCUGCCAGGCGGACGGCUGCCACAAACCGCUGGCCAACCUCACCUUUUACCACCAGAGGAACAGGAUCUGUGAGGAGCACAUCAAGGCGCCCAGCUUCCUGAAGGACGGCGAGCUGCUGAGGUUCUGCCAGCGCUGCGGCGUGAGCCACCCCCUGGCGGAGUUUGACGGGCAGCGCAAGUCGUGCCGCAAGCAGCUGGAGAAGCACAACGCCCGGAGGCGUAAGUCUGGUGCGUCUCCAUCCGCCCCCAUCGGCACUCCAACCAUGCCAGCCUCCGGCUCCGACAACGGCGGCUGCCUGCCGGGGAGCAGUGGAGCCCCGACCAAGAUCAUGCCCGAGCAAGCCUGGGCCGGCCUCGACCUUGCCAACCCCUCGAGUGGCUGGGGUUGGGCGCCGGGCACGUCCACGCCCCCCCCCAGCUCCUCCUCCCUGUCGCAGCCCUGGCUCGCGGGCGGCGAGUCCUGCGCCUCCCUAUCCGAGAGCCGCAGCGACGGCGCCUGCACAGGCAGCGCCCCCGAUGCGCUGGUGGAGGAGCUGAGCGGAUGGCUGACGCAGCAGCUGGCUGACUCCCCCCUCUUUGGCGCGACGCCGGAGCAGCUGCCACCGGACCUGGCCGACCAGCUGGCGGCCUGGUGCGCGCCCCCUGGCUCCGGCCUGGCCUCGCUGGAGGCCUACCUGCGCCCUGGCUGCCUGCACCUCACCGUGCAGGCCGUGGUCCAGGGCACACCGCGCUGCGACGAAGACGCGCUGGGCGCUGUGCUGGCGGCCAUGACUGGUCGGACCGUCCACCUGGACAUCCCGGCCCCCACCCUGCCCGGCCUGCUGCACGUGGACGUGCAGAAGGGCCCCUACCUGGCCCCUCCCGGUCGGGGCUCGCGGUGCCUGGUGGUGGACAGCCCCGCGGUGGCCGCCGAGCUGACUGCGUGGGUGAGUACUGCGGCGGUGCAGGGCGAUGCACAGUGCAUGCUGGACGCGCUGGGCCUCGUGUACGAGCACGUGGGCGGGCGUGGCAAGAUCGUGCUGGGCUGGGGCUUGUGGAACUCGUCCCCGGCCAGCUCAAGCCUGCCAGGCCCGCGGGACGGCACCGACCGCCACGGCAAACCCUCGCCCGUCCCACUCUCGGUCUACCACCUGGCCGCGGCCGCCGGGGAGGAGUCCACUGCGGAGCGGCUGGUGGAGGCCCUGCUGGAGGGCGGGGUGCGGCCGCCGGCCGCCUCGCAGCUGCCGCCGGGGCACCGAGCGUCCGACUUCGCCGCCAGGCGCGGGCACCACGCACUGGCGGCGCGCCUGCGUGCUCUGGAAGGCGAGGCGGAGGGGCGACAUGCCUUGCCGCCCUCGCCCAAACUCCACCCGGCCCCGCACAGGGCGACCUGCUGUGCGCUUGGGCCUGUUGGCGCGGUGCCAGCGGAGCCUGCCCUGGCCCUGGGCUCGUUCGCGAGGGCCGGCAGCGGGGAGCCGGUCGCCCCCGACACCCCCAAGCGCUGCUGCUGCAAGGGGAGCUGCCCCUGCGCGCUCCGCACCUGCGGCUCCUGCUGCUCCGGUGGCGGCCUGGGCUGUGGGCUGCGCUCCGGCGACUGCCCCUGCUGCAGCGGCUGA
Molecule: messenger RNA, 1836 nt
Organism: Auxenochlorella protothecoides
Lineage: Eukaryota; Viridiplantae; Chlorophyta; Trebouxiophyceae; Chlorellales; Chlorellaceae
Product: Squamosa promoter-binding-like protein 9
Exons: 7
Coding region: 1-1836 (611 amino acids)
Cellular component (GO): nucleus
Molecular function (GO): DNA binding
Source: RefSeq, a predicted model, not a curated record